CAAAUGCAGGGAACAGUCAGGAAAUCGAUCUGCAAAACUCAUGAUUUCGAAUUGAUUGCCAAUCAAUAAAUGAACGAUUAUCAUGACUGACCAGCAGAAAAGAAGCGGCUCAGGCUCUCUUGAUUCGAAUUUUCAUCUCUGUCUCACCACCCUCAAACCAGUUGCCCGUAGACUCAAUUCGCUUAAAAGCCUUCUUGAUAUCCUCCAGGUAGAGCCGACUCGAUGCCGUCCUCACCUUCUUCGGCAGAUGCGGGCAAAUGCGCAUUGUAUAACUAACGACCUUCUGGUACAUAGCUGUCUUCAGGGGCUGAUUGUGAAGCCAUGCUCGCUCCGGAACCCUUCCGGAGGCCAAUACAACGUUGAGAGCCUUGCAACCAGCACAUCAGGCUUGAACCACAGCGGUCUGCCCCUCGGAAAGAGAAGAUCACGCGCGAGCGACUUCGCUCACCCGGUAAUCUCAAGCGUCUCGACGUUAUGGUCCCAAUACGCACAGCAGUCCGCUAGUGUUGGUGACCACAUAUCUGAAUGCAUCCAUCCCGAGGCUCGUUCCAUAGACAGCGGACUCUUUGUAUAGCGCUUCGAUCUUGAAGGUGGGCAGCUUGCCAAAGAGGGCCUUGUGGACAAGGACCAACGAUACGAAGAGCGAUGUUGCGGUCCACUUGUGUAGUUCGGGAUCCUCAGCAUAGUAGUUCUCGCCCUUGACUUCGGCAUGAGCGGCGUAGAUACCUGAGAAGAUGGCUUGCUAUUCUUCUAGAAUACCGAAGACGGCAGAUUUGAGAAAGCGGGCCGUAGUCUGAAGUCGGUUCAAAAUGCGAUGGGCGAAGUGGGAAUGCAUGUAGGACCUUUAUGCGAGCCCUGGGCGGGUAAAUUAGCCUCCGAGGAGG
Molecule: messenger RNA, 884 nt
Organism: Paraphaeosphaeria sporulosa
Lineage: Eukaryota; Fungi; Ascomycota; Dothideomycetes; Pleosporales; Didymosphaeriaceae
Exons: 1
Coding region: 83-574 (163 amino acids)
Source: RefSeq, a predicted model, not a curated record